This is a messenger RNA of Polychytrium aggregatum, 1788 nucleotides long. RefSeq lists its product as uncharacterized. Gene Ontology annotation, molecular function: protein binding. The record is from RefSeq and is a predicted model, not a curated record. NCBI's taxonomy places the organism in Eukaryota, Fungi, Chytridiomycota, Chytridiomycetes, Polychytriales. Bases 1 to 1788 code for a protein of 595 amino acids. The transcript has 5 exons.
AUGGCUACUUCCCCCGCCCCUGCGGCUCAAGUCCGUCCCAAGCUCGACGGUCGGCCCACGACCACCGUUGUCAACUUUGCCCUCAGCGCGCUCAUCGAGAACCCCAAGUCCAGCACUCCAAGCAGUGCACCCCUGUCCACCAUCAACAUCAAGAACGACUCGACGACUACUAACCCUCCGCUGCCGACCAAGUCGACCAAGCAGGCCACAGAGACACCUCCGCCCGAACCACACACAAUUCCGGCUCCUGUCGGGGCGCAACAGCCCGCGGACAGCCAUGCAGCCGGAGCCAAGCCAGCCCUUCCACAUCGGCCAAAGAGUGGCACGCCGCAGCGGAGUGAAGUGCCUCGGGCAUCGCGGCCCAAGAAUGCAAAAGCGUCCAAACCCAAAUCGCCUCCGGCCGGAGGCGAGGCUCCUUCUCCAAAAUCUCCAGGUCAGUCCAAGCCACCAUCACGGCCAGGCUCGCAGAGCCCAGUCCAUCCAGCGCCCACCCCCGUUCCCAACGACCGCUCGAAUGUCAAUCCCAAACCCCAUCGGAUACCCAAGCCCAAGACCGCCUCGAGAACGGCUCUCAGCAGCGGCGACUCAAAGCCACCCCAGUCGGACUCGGAAACGGAGCGCAAGUCCAAAGACACCAUCUCGUCGCCGGACGCACCAAAGUCUCGCAAGGGCUCGGCCUCCAAGUUCCCACGGGGCAAGAACGCACAUCCCGCAGGGCUGAUACGCCGCCAGACGUCCAGGUCCAUGCCCGGGCUCGGCAUAUCCGCCAACGAUAUGGCCGACGAGGAAAGCACGCCCAUCGAGCCGGCUCGCCCAGCCCAUCCUCUGGAGACCCCGGUCCCUGGCGCAGAAACGAUCCUGGGUGGUCAGCUGCGGCUCAAGGCACUUUCGGCGUCGAUCGAGGGCGACAAGAACAUGCAGCAUCAGCUGGGCUUGCUUUCCAAAAGCGAGCACGAGCUCACCGAGGCAUGCUGUGACGGCGAUGUGGACAAAGUAUACAGCCUGUUAUGGAAAGGAGUGAACGUCAAUGUCAUCAAGCCGGUACAAGGACGAACGGCUGCAAACAGCGGGCACUCUCAGGUCAUCAAGACUCUGCUCCAGAAGAAGACUCUCGGUAGCAAGGACCUGGGCGCAAAAGACAAUUUUGGAUCGACACCUCUUCAUUUUGCCUCUGUGCGGAACCUAUCCGAGUCUGUCCAGGCGCUGGCAUGUGGUCGCAAUGGCGGCGAUAUGGAGCCCUCGCCGACAACUGGCACCGGCUAUCUAACACAAGUUGUCUCCACCUCCGGCUUCCAUGACGCCGAUAACCGCGUGGUGCUCUGGCUGCUCCCCGACGAGCAGAUCAACGGCGGCUGCAACUCAACACUGACAAACAACCAAGGGAAGAAACCAAGCGAUCUUACAACCGACCAAUCAAUCAAGGCGCUGUUGCUUGAGGAGGAGCACCGGAUCGUUAGAAUGGAGCAGAACCUCGCUCGGAACGAAAGACGAAAGCAGAAAGAAAAGCAGGAUCUCAUGGACAAGGCUGCUCGCCGGCCUCUAUCGCCCGAGGAGAGGCGCAAGCUCUUGAUGAUGCAGAGAGCGGACAAGGCCAUGGUCGCAAGAUCCACCAGCAGCCUCACAGGCUCCGUUGCAUCGCCUCAGCCGUCGAGACCGGUGACCUCGAAGGGACGAGUCCCGAGCCAGGAAUUGAACAAGCCACUCAAGAGAGAGAUGAAGAGUGCAUACGGAAGCAAGAAAACCCUGGGCUUGUACUCCAUAUCUCGCCAAAACGUCAAUACAGCGUGA